This is a messenger RNA of Sugiyamaella lignohabitans, 876 nucleotides long. Its product is annotated as epoxide hydrolase. Bases 1 to 876 code for a protein of 291 amino acids. The record is from RefSeq and is a predicted model, not a curated record. Lineage: Eukaryota; Fungi; Ascomycota; Dipodascomycetes; Dipodascales; Trichomonascaceae. Gene Ontology annotation, molecular function: epoxide hydrolase activity. The transcript has a single exon.
AUGUCUCUUGUUCCUACUACUUCCACAGUCAAGGUCUCCAAUGGAGUCAAUGUCUGGUACAGAGAAGCCGGCGACCGUGCCAAGCCUACUUUUUUGUUGCUUCAUGGAUUCCCCACCUCGUCUAUUAUGUACCGUAACUUGAUUACUAUUCUGGCUCCUCACUUCCAUGUCAUUGCUCCUGAUCUCCCUGGAUACGGGUUUACUGAGGUUCCUGACAAGUUCGAGUAUACAUUUGCUAACUUGACGGAUACGAUUGAACUUUUUGUAGAUGCUAUCAAGUUGACCAAGUUUGCUAUUUAUAUUUUCGACUAUGGUGCUCCAGUCGGUCUGCGUCUGGCUUUGAAACGUCCUCAUCAGAUCACUGGCAUCGUGACUCAGAACGGUAAUGCUUAUGACGAGGGUUUGGAUCAUAAAUUCUGGGGUAUUAUUGAAGAGUACUGGAAGACUGAUGCUAAUAACACCAAAUAUAUCCAAGGUCUCAGUCAGUUUGUCGAGGAUCCUAAGAAUAUCAAGGACCAGUACAGUGUCGGAUUCACCAACCCUACUUCUGUCGAUCCUACUCCUUACUACCUUGACAAGGCGCUUAUUGAGCGACCUGGUCAAACUAAAAUCCAAGUGGCUCUUUUCUACGACUACCAGAACAACGUCAAACUGUACCCCCAAUUUCAGGAAUACUUCCGCAAGUCCAACGUCCCCGUCCUCGCUACUUGGGGCAAGAACGACUACAUCUUUGCCCACCCAGGUGCCGAAGCCUACAAGAGAGACGUGAAAAACAUUAAAGUCAAGUACUACGAGACCGGCCACUUCGCUCUCGAAGAGUUCGUCAAUGAGAUCGGCGCCGACAUCAUCGACUUCUUCGGCCCCAUCCUCCACUAA